Molecule: messenger RNA, 2511 nt
Organism: Pecten maximus
Lineage: Eukaryota; Metazoa; Mollusca; Bivalvia; Pectinida; Pectinidae
Product: geranylgeranyl transferase type-2 subunit beta-like
Exons: 9
Coding region: 103-1095 (330 amino acids)
Biological process (GO): protein geranylgeranylation
Cellular component (GO): Rab-protein geranylgeranyltransferase complex
Molecular function (GO): Rab geranylgeranyltransferase activity
Source: RefSeq, a predicted model, not a curated record
GUAGUUACCGUUUCUACAUUUAUAUAUGUCAAUGCUACAUCCGGAUUCAGUAUUGACAGUAAUCCACACGAGACAUGAAGUGAAAAAAAUUGAACUAGCGACAUGGGUACACCAAUAAAAGACGUUGUUAUACCAGACAGUGCUCAGAAAGGUUUACUCCUACAGAAACAUUGUGACUACAUUGCUGCAUAUGGCUCAAAGAAAGAUGAUUAUGAGUACUGUAUUACGGAGUACCUUCGGAUGAGUGGCAUGUACUGGGGUCUGACUGUGAUGGACCUGAUGGGGCAGCUGAACCGCAUGGACAAGGACCAGGUCCUCCAGUUUAUACAACAGUGUCAGCAUGAGUGUGGAGGGAUCAGUGCUAGUAUAGGUCAUGACCCCCAUCUCCUGUACACACUUAGUGCAAUACAGAUCCUGACCUUGUAUGAUGCUGUUGAUGUUGUGAAUGUUGAGAAGGUUGUGGAAUAUGUCCGGUCAUUACAACAAGAUGAUGGCAGUUUUUACGGUGACAAAUGGGGUGAAGUUGACACGAGAUUUUCCUUCUGUGCAGUGGCUUGCCUAUCCCUGUUGGGCCGACUGGAUGCUAUAGAUGUGGAUACCACUAUAGAGUUUGUAGUGACCUGUAUGAACUUUGAUGGUGGGUUUGGGUGUCGCCCAGGCAGUGAGUCCCACGCUGGCCAGAUCUACUGCUGUGUGGGGACCCUGGCCAUUACAGGCAACCUCCAUCACAUCAAUGCAGAUCUCCUCGGCUGGUGGCUAUGUGAACGUCAGCUUCCUUCAGGGGGCCUCAAUGGUCGACCUGAAAAAUUACCAGAUGUGUGUUACUCGUGGUGGGUGCUUGCUUCUCUCAAAAUCAUUGGCAAGAUCCACUGGAUUGACAAGGAAAAGCUUGAGAAGUUUAUUUUAGCCUGUCAAGAUGAUGAAACAGGAGGAAUAUCAGACAGACCAGGCGAUAUUGUGGACCCAUUCCACACCUUGUUUGGGAUAUGUGGCCUGUCUUUACUAGGUAAUGAUAAUAUCAAAUCUGUGAAUCCUGUAUACUGUUUACCCGAUGAAGUCGUACAACGUGUAGGCAUACGACUUGAACUGUUGUGAGUCCUGUAUACUAUUUGCCCGAGGAAGACAUACAACAUGUAGGCAUACAACUUGAACUGUUGUGAGUCCUGUAUACUAUUUGCCUGAGGAAGUCGUACAGCGUAUAGGCAUCAGAAUCAAACUGUUGAGAUUUCUGUAAACUGUUUGCCUGAAGAGUUUAUACAACAUGUAGACACACUCAAACUGUUGUAAUCACUUAGCCUGUGUAACAAACUGUUUUGGUCACUUUAUCAAAUGUUGAUGUUAAACUUGAGAGCUCUGCUGGAAGUGUAAUUCACGGGAAAGCGAUAUGAAAAAAAGUUUGUAUCAGAUUAGAAUGCAUGUAAAUUAAUAUAUAUGGUUGGGAUGAUGAUAAGAUGCUGUAAAUUAAACUCAUCUUGACAGAGCAUGUUUGAGGUUUCAUUUGACCCUAAUGCUGUAUGUGGUAGUAGAAAUCUGAUGGAUAUAUUUGGAGGUAUAUCAGAGUCUGUGUUAAUUAUAUGUAUCAGUGGAUUUUUAGCAACUUUGCUCUCAAUCUUUUGAAAGAGUAAAUAAGUAUGAAAAUGAAAAGGAUGCCGUUGGGAAACAUUCCAUUCCACAAGACAGGACUCCAGUCAGAUUGAGGGAUGGUUAUAUAUAUAAUUAUGUGUAAAUGAAGGAUGAUUGUUAAUUUCAACAGUAUAUUUGUUUUUUAAAUUGAGUUUAUGUAUUAUGAAUGUGUUUUGAAUGAUUUAUGAAAAAUAUGUGUAUUGGAUAUAUAUAAUUUAAAUUCCCUCCUUGAUCUCCGUUUGUAAUGAAGUAUUAAUGAAUAAUGUUCUACGCAGUUGCCACGUAAUGUAUACGUGCACAAUGUCCUUAUGAUUGUCUUUCACAUUUUGAUUGAGCAUUGUUUAAACAGGUAACAAUAGACGAUGCAGUGGAAUCAAAUCCAUGUUUUGUAUUUUCCAAUAUGGUAAUUGAAAUAUCAAGUAAGAAAUAGAAACGUAAUUAGGUCUUGACCAUGAAUAUUUAUGUCAUAUGGAAAAAACAAAUAACCCAAAUAUCACUGUUGACACAUUGAAUUUGAAGCAAAUUUUUAAUUUGGCCACAUUGACUCAACUAUCUUUACGUUUUCUCUAUAGAUCUAGUACUUGAUGUGGAACAUCGCGCAUAUUCAGAAGGGUGUCAUUAUUAAAUUUGACUUUAUUUAAUAUUCACAUUUCCUGUUAGUACAAAUAUGUGAUUAGAUUUAACAACAGUUAGGUAUACUGACAAAGUGAAAGGAAGGGAAGUAUAACUCUGUUAGAUCAGAAUACAAAUACUAUUCAUAAACUAUUUGUUUUCCUAAUGAGAAUGAUAUAUGGAAACAUUUUGUUUAUUUGUGAAUGUCAUUGCUUUACUACUCAUUUAACACAACUGUUGUGUUUAUUAUUUAUAAUAAAAAAAAUAGAAAGUUUA